AUGGUCGAAGCCGAUAAGGUUCAAAACUCCAAAGUUCGUAGUGGAGUUCAGACUUCUACUUGUACCCCAAUAGGAUCGAAAAUUAUGAGCAUCAUCAAAACUUUUUGCGCUUUGAUCAAAACAGCAAAAGGGAAAGAAAAAAUUUUUGCACUGUUUCAAUUCUCAAGUUCCCUUUACAAGCAUGGUUUCUUGGAAUCAGAAUUUGAUAUUUCCUUAAAAGAAAAAAAAACUUUGUAUAUAAACUCAUUUGAAAAGACUAUGAAAAAUGGGAGGAAGCUAAUGAAAUCUUUUAUGUUUUUUGAUGAAAUCGCUGCUAUAGAGAAACACAUUUCCGAUAAUUCAAAAUUUUCAAUCCUAAAAAUUUCCGAAAUUUCGUAUCAUUUUGUAAGUAUGGUUUAUUAUUUCCUGGAUAAUCUUAUUUGGUGCCUAGAUAACAAGCUGUUUCCUUUGGAUGAUUUCAGAAGAGUCAUAAGGAAAUUAAAAGAUUUUUCAUCUCUUUUAAGGUGUAUUAUUCAGAUCAUAAUUGCAUAUAUUAUGGUCAAAAAGAACAGAGCAAUCCAGCUAGGUAUUAGAAGUAUUUUCCUUGGAAAUUCCUGUAGAGUUUUUAAAAACGAAGGCAAAUUAAAAAAUCUAUUGUUUUCCCUUCUGGCUUAUAGAACCGAAUUUAGAUUUAUGAUUAUUGAUUUAUCAAUAAAUAUAAUGAGAGGGCUUAUGUCUUGCCAAUCACUUAAUCUUCCUGGAUCGUCUUGUAUCAGUCAUAGAUUUUCAGCUGUUUUAGGAGUUAUUUCUGCAACGCUAUCAAUUUAUAACUCGAUCAAUGCAGAGUGUAGAGCUCCUUUGCCUACACAUGAACAUAAAGGAAGAAAGUUAAGCGAUAAUUUAAUAUUAUAA
Messenger RNA from Blepharisma stoltei, 891 nucleotides. NCBI's taxonomy places the organism in Eukaryota, Ciliophora, Heterotrichea, Heterotrichida, Blepharismidae. The record is from the annotation of a GenBank genome assembly.